Lathyrus oleraceus (garden pea) is the source of this 4108-nucleotide messenger RNA. Its product is annotated as protein CHROMATIN REMODELING 24. The record is from RefSeq and is a predicted model, not a curated record. NCBI's taxonomy places the organism in Eukaryota, Viridiplantae, Streptophyta, Magnoliopsida, Fabales, Fabaceae. The transcript has 31 exons. Bases 227 to 3907 code for a protein of 1226 amino acids. Gene Ontology annotation, molecular function: DNA translocase activity; ATP binding.
UAGUGAAAUUAAACCGUGUUUAGUUUGAUAUUUUUGAGCCCAGCCCUGGAGAGAAGCAGAACCAAUAACAUGCCCAGUUUCACUCCCAAACUUGAAUGCAAAAUUCAAAUUUAGCGAACAAAGCGGGAAUAUAAAUUCCCACUCUGAAGUCGCAGCCAUAUAGGACCCUCCUCGCCGUGAAAUGAACCGUUGAAAUUUCCCAUUUCAUUCUCACACACACUCUUCAAUGGCGAACAAGAGCGUAAAAAAACCCCAGAGUCUCAACGAUAGCCACUAUCGCUUCCUUCAGGAUUUCUCUGCUCCUCCAAAACCUUCUUCCCACCCUCUCAACAAUGAUCAAUACGAUACUCCGAUUCAACCUCGAAGCCUCAUGUAUCAUGACGAUGAUACGAUUCCGCAGUUUUCUGCUAUCACCGACUUCGAUUCUCCAAUCGAUCAAAAUUCUCCGGAGAAUAACCAACUUGUUUAUGUAGAAGAAGCUCAUCUACCUAACCAGGUUCCGCAGUUUUUCGAUGAUCGUUCUCUUAGUCAAAAUUAUUCCGAGAAUCGCCAACAAGCUGAGGUAGAGGAAGCUCCUAUUCCUAACAAGGUUCCUCAGUUUUUAGAUAGUUUUUCUCUCGGUCAACAUUAUGCGGAGAAACACCAGCCAGUUAAUGUAGAAGAAGCUCUUUUUCCAAAAGAGGUUCCACAGGGUUUGAAUAAUUAUUCUCUCAGUCAAAAUCAUCCGGAGAAACACCAAGCAGUUAAUGCCGAAGAAACUACUCUUCGUCCAAAGGAGGUUCUGCAGGGUUUGGAUGGUUAUACUCCUAGUCAAAAUCAUCCGGAGAAACGCCAACCAGUUAGUGCAGAAGAAACUACUCUUCCAAAGGAGUUUCCACAGGGUUUGGAUGGUUAUACUCCUAGUCAAAAUCAUCCGGAGAAACGCCAGCCAGUUAAUGCAGAAGAAACUCUUCUUCCAAAGGAGGUUCCACAGGGUUUGGAGGGUUAUACUCCUAGUCAAAAUCAUUCGGAGAAACGCCAGCCAGUUAAUGCAGAAGAAACUCUUCUUCCAAAGGAGUUUCCACUGGGUUUGUAUGGUUAUACUCCUCGUCAAAAUUAUUUGGAGAAUCGCCAACCAGUUAAGGUAGAAAAAGCUCUUCUUCCUAAGAAGGUUCCACAGGAUUUGGAUGAUUAUUCUCUUAGUCAAAAUUCUUUGGAGAAUGGCCAACCAGUUAACGUAGAAAAAGCUCUUCUUCCUAACAAGGUUCCACAUAGUUUCAUUAGUUCUUCUCUUAAGGAGGAAAAGAAGGCUAUGGUUAAGGUGCAAGGGCGACGCCGUCUUUGCAAGGUUGCGGAUACAGAUGCUAGCAAAAAUGUGGCAGUUGAUGAUUCUAAGUUCGAUGAUCUUGUAGACUUUGAUUCGCCUAUUCCGGUGCGAAAAAAUGUUAUUGAAAUUGAUAAGAGUAGAGGUAAGAGUGAUAUUAGGGAUAUUUUGCAUGAGCUUAGCUCCAAGUUUGAUGCACUAUCAGUUGAGAAGAAGCCAAAGCCUGCUGAGCGUUUUGUGGGACGGAAAGAAAUUCUUGAAGACGAGGGUUUUGAAUUUGGGAGUGCUGGAUCUUCAUUUUCUCCAAAACAGGAGCCCCAUGAUUUCUCAUCAAAGCAUACUAAGAAUGAUACCAAUGGUGUUGGGUAUGAGUCAGAUGAUUCGGUUCAGGUGUUGGAUCACCUUGAGCCUGAGAAUGAUGGUUCUAUAACAUUGAAUGACCCAAGGUCGACAUAUAAGUUGCAGCCUAAGAUUGCGAAGAUGUUGUAUCCACAUCAACGGGAAGGAUUGAAGUGGCUCUGGUCAUUGCAUGUUCGGGGUAAAGGUGGAAUUUUGGGAGAUGACAUGGGUUUGGGAAAAACAAUGCAGAUUUGUGGCUUUAUAGCUGGACUGUUUCAUUCCCGUUUAAUUAGAAGGGUGUUGGUUGUGGCCCCCAAAACACUAUUGCCACAUUGGAUCAAAGAGUUGUCAGUUGUUGGUCUAUCUGAGAAAACAAAAGAAUAUUUUGGAACUUGUGCAAAAGCCAGAGAAUAUGAACUUCAGUACAUACUUCAGAACAGAGGUGUUCUUCUCACCACAUAUGAUAUUGUUCGCAACAAUACCAAGUCCUUACAGGGGCAUAGGUAUUUGAACAACGAGGAUAAUGAAGAUGACCCUACGUGGGACUACAUGAUACUUGAUGAGGGGCACCUUAUAAAGAACCCGAACACUCAGAGAGCUAAAAGUUUGCUCGAGAUACCCAGUGCUCAUCGCAUUAUCAUUAGUGGCACACCAUUGCAAAAUAAUCUCAAGGAAUUGUGGGCAUUGUUCAGUUUCUGCUGCCCUGAGUUGCUUGGUGACAAAAAAUGGUUCAAAGAUAAAUAUGAAACACCUAUACUUCGUGGAAAUGAUAAAAAUGCCUCUGACAGAGAGAAGCGUACUGGUUCAUCUAUAGCAAAGGAGCUAAGGGAUCAUAUUCAGCCUUACUUUUUGAGACGUUUGAAGAGUGAGGUUUUCAAUCAAGAUACUGAAAAAACAACAGCAAAACUUUCUCAGAAACAAGAAAUCAUUGUGUGGCUUCGGUUGUCCAAUAUUCAGCGGCAUCUUUAUGAAGCAUUUUUGAAGAGUGAGAUUGUUCUCUCAGCAUUCGAUGGUUCACCGCUGGCUGCCCUUACGAUUUUGAAGAAAAUAUGUGAUCAUCCACUUCUGUUAACAAAACGGGCGGCUGAGGAUGUAUUGGAAGGGUUGGACUCAAUGCUAAAGCCAGAGGAGGUUAGUGUUGCGGAGAAAUUGGCGAUGCAUAUAGCAGAUGUUGCAGAAACAGAUAAGUUUAAAGAUGAGCAUGAUGUAUCAUGCAAAAUAUCUUUCAUCAUGUCAUUAUUGGAUAAUCUGAUCCCUGAAGGUCAUAGGGUGCUUAUUUUUUCUCAGACUCGCAAGAUGCUUAAUCUUAUCCAGGAUUGCAUAUCAUCCAAAGGUUAUGAUUUUUUACGAAUUGAUGGCACAACAAAAUCCAGUGACAGAAUAAAAGUUGUCGAUGAUUUCCAAGAUGGUGUUGGAGCCCCAAUAUUCCUGUUGACAUCUCAGGUUGGUGGUUUAGGACUUACGCUUACAAGAGCAGAUCGUGUGAUUGUUGUCGAUCCUGCUUGGAACCCAAGUACUGAUAAUCAAAGUGUUGACCGUGCUUAUCGUAUUGGUCAAAAGAAAGAUGUUAUUGUGUAUAGACUGAUGACAUGCGGAACUGUUGAAGAAAAGAUCUACAGGAAGCAGGUAUAUAAAGGAGGAUUAUUCAAAACAGUUUCUGAACAGAAAGAACAAACUCGGUACUUUAGCCAGCAGGAUCUUAGGGAGCUUUUCAGCCUCCCAAAAGAAGGAUUCGAUGUGUCUGUCACCCAACGACAAUUGGAUGAGAAACAUGAUUGUCGACAUAUAGUGGAUGCCUCUUUCCAUGCACAUAUAGAGUUUCUGAAACGUCAGGGCAUUGCUGGAAUUAGUCACCACAGUUUACUGUUUUCCAAGUCAGAGCCAGUUCAAGAUGCUCCUGAGAAUGAAGUAACAAGGAUUAAUAAUACUAAAUAUUUUGGAACUUCAUCAUCAUCUUCACGUGAGCAAACUGUUGACGGAGCUGAGUUUGCUUUUAAUCCCAAAGAUGUUAAUUUACACAAAAAAGACUCUUCUCCAAGUAGUGUUGGUAAGUUGACUGAGUUAGAAAUCAAGGAUAGAAUUGUUCGGCUCUCCCAAAUGCUCUCAAAUACGGUAAUGAUUUCGAAAUUACCUGACAAAGGAGAGAAACUACGGAAACGGAUUACAGAGCUGAAUCGAGCGCUAACUAAGCUGAAGAUGGAACAAACAAACGUAGUUGAUUUGGAUGAUAUUACAGAUGAAUUUGAAAGGGUGGUGAAUGUAUAAUUUGUUUAUUAUCCAUAUUGUCAUUUAAUGGAAAUGGAAACAAGGUUAUAGAACUGUUUCAUCAGUUAUAGUAGAAAGUGGUUAUGUCAACUUACUGGUUGAAGAUUUUGUAAAGCUGAAACUAUUGCACUGUCCAUCCGGAAAUGUUACUGCGCAUGCAUAACUGAGGAAACUAAAGAUUUUGGGAUUUGAAGUUUUUAA